This is a messenger RNA of Chaetomium globosum CBS 148.51, 3687 nucleotides long. RefSeq lists its product as uncharacterized. The record is from RefSeq and is a predicted model, not a curated record. Lineage: Eukaryota; Fungi; Ascomycota; Sordariomycetes; Sordariales; Chaetomiaceae. The transcript has 3 exons. Bases 1 to 3687 code for a protein of 1228 amino acids.
AUGCCUGAGGUGUACCGCGAGUCCCGCUACAUGCGGGAGCGGGAUACGUCUCCCUCUGACGAUGAGGGUUACAAGAGGACGACAGUGCGCCGGUACAAGGUGACGCCCGAUCGCGUCGAGCGUGUCGAGCGCGAGGUCGACGUCGUCGAGGAGGAGCGCCGCAGUCGCUAUGCCCCCAUUCGCCGCUCUAGCCGGGACGAUGUCAUUGAGGUGGACCGUCGCGUCGAUCGCCUGUACAUUCCCGAGAAGCCGCGGUCCGUCUACGACCCUUCUCCCCACAGCGCAACCUACGUUGAGCGCCAGGUCAUUGAGCGUGAGCGCGAGCGGGAACCCAGAGAAGACCAUUACUCGAGGGUCGACCGAGUCGAGUACCGUGGGGAUGGGCCCCGGAGCGCCGUUGUGGAGCGCGAGAGAGUUAUCGAACGCGAGGAGCGGGACCGCGACGAUGACUACCGCCGCAGCGGACGGGCCGUGUACGAGUCCAAGGAAGUCGAACGAGUUGAUCGCCACGACGUUCACUCGCCAAGAGAAUGGGAGCGUCGCUCAUACUGGGACGAUGAGAACCAGACCGAGGUGCGCGUCGAAAAGAGAGUCGAGCACCGGGAUGGCGGCGAGGUCCGUGUAGAACGCCGCGUUGAAGAGCGCCGCGACGACGGCUAUGUCGCCGGAGGAGCCGAUGUUGAGCGCUGGCGCAAGGAGACCGAAUACUACGAGCCUGCGCAGCCCGCCCCUGCUCCUAUCGUUAUCCGGCAGCGCGCCCCGGAGCAGAAGAUCAUCCUUCAAGAGGCCCCGCCGGCGACGGUCGUCAUUCGGGACCAGGCUCCAGACAACCGGGAGAUCGCUCUUACCCGCCAGGGAUCCCGCGAUGGCGAGUAUUAUUAUCAUCGCGAGUCCCGUGAAGUUGGCCCUUACCGAGGGGAGCGUCGCGAGGAGGAGUACGCGAUGGCGCGUUAUGACGACGACCGGCACCGGCACCACCAUCACCACCACCACCACCGUCGCCACCAUCGCGAAGGCUACAGCGACGCUGAAUCCGACGACGGUUACUACGUGAAGCGCACCGUCACCCGGCGGGAACGUAGCGCAUCAAGCAGCCCGCACCGUAAGCGCCAUAUCGCUGAAGGGGCCCUCGCCGGGGCCGGCAUCUCGGCUAUCCUCGCAUCUAGACGCGACUCACAUGGUGAGUAUAAGCAAAACCGCGGUCGCAAGGUUCUUGCCGGUGCAGCUAUCGGCGCCAUUGGUACAGAGGUCGCGAGGCGCGCACAUAGUGCUUACCAAGAGCGUCACGGCGAUGAGAACGAGAGAGAGCGCUCCCGCUCUCGCUCGCGUCCCCCUCAUUCCCGACUCAAAACCGGCCUUGGGAUCGCUGCUGUUGCUCUCGCCGCCGCUGGUGCAGCCAAAUACUACCAGAGCAACAAGGUUGAGAAGGAGGAGAUGAACCGUGGCCGGGCCCUUCACCGCGAUAGUGACACAGACCGGUCUCCCAGCCGGAAGCGGUCCAAGAGCCGAGCCUCUUCAGUGGCCAAGGCCGGGCUGGGCACGGCCGCUGUUGCCGGGCUGGUCCAGCACUACCGCCAUAAGAGCAAGUCGCGAGAUGGCAAAUCCAGAGAUGGCAAGAGCCGCUCUCGAUCCCGCCUCCGCACUGGUGCCGAGAUCCUGGCCGCCGGUCUUGCUGGCGCCGGCGCCAAGAAGAUGUAUGACCGCCAUAAGGAUAAGAAGGAGGAAGAACUUGAGCGGGAUCGAGAACGCGAGCGGGAGCUCAGUGAUGAUGAGUAUUACGACCGCGACGCGCGCGACUACCACCGCCGUAGCAGGAGCAGAAGUUUAACUCGGUCCGGACCCACGUACCCCGACGGUGACUCUUCCGUAGCUGAUCCUGAGCUAGGCAUGGUUGAGUACGGGGCUCACCCCCUGUAUGCGGACCCCCCGCAACGAAACGAGAGGGGGCCAGCGGCAGAGGGGUAUGAGUCUGCGGCAGAGGAGAGGAGCCGCAGGCGGAGGAGGAGACAUAGCGGGACAUCGAGAGGCGACGAUUAUUCUGCGGAUAGCGAGGCGGAGACAGACCGUGACAAAAAAGCAGACAAGAAGCGCAGCGGGAGUAGGCUGCGCGAUCUUGCCGCCGGCGCUGCGGCAGCUGGCGCAGCAGCCAUUGGCUACGGUGACGAUGCUCCGCCAGACGGCUAUGACAAUUAUGGCCGCCGGGCCCCUUCCCCCCCUCAUGCUUCCGGUGGUUACUACAACCCCCCACCAGUGGUUCCUCCAAACGCCGCGGCUCCAGCCAACGGCUUCACACAACACCCCAAUGUCGCCAGCACCAACCUCCACCAACAAUACACACCGUAUCCCCCGGACUCGGCAUACACCCCCUACACCCCACCCAUGCCGGGUGCGCCGCCGAAUUCGGCUGCACCAUACACGCCUUACACCCCGCCCAUGCCGGGUCCGGCCCCGGAUUCGAAUGCACAAUACACCGCGUACACCCCGCCCAUGGCAGGACCGCCACCAAACCCGGCUGCGGCACCGGGCCCUGUGCCUCCGCCGAUGCCUCCAGCAACAAACCACCCCACGGGUCCUGAAGAUGUGAGUGAAGCUUUUCGUGCUGGUCGUUCCACUCUAGAGCCAGAAGCUGCCGCUCGCUCCGUUGAUGGUGACAAGAAGGACACGACAACGUCGGAGGUGGAGCCCCCAGACACCCCUCGCACAGCCAAGUCGGUCAUCUUCAUCCCGUUGUCUCCGAAAUCAUCUGCCACGCUCCGCCGUCACCACGAGAGCCAAGCAGCCAAGUCUGAGACGGAAGACAUGGCCAGCGAUAGCGAUGACGACCGAAAACGCGGCAAGAAGCCAGCUGACGGCGAACCUGACAAAACACGCCGCCGCCGCAACUCAGAUACAUCUUCGGACCGUCCAUCUGCCUCUAGCCGCCGGUCGCGUGACAAGGAAGCUACCUCGGAGACGGACGACGAAGAUGCGGUUGAGAUGCUACCUGAUCGCUUUGACGCGCAAGGCCGCCCGCUCGACGGAUCCGGUUCUUCUCGCGGCGGCGGUUCGGGCUGGCACAGCCGGCGCGGGAACUUUGAGUACCGGAGUCCGCGCGGCGCCAACGGCACCAACAUGCGUGGGGAGUGGGGUGUUGCGGGGGCCGACGCUGAGACGGUGGAGCGUCUUGUGCGGGACGUUACCGGGGUGUUGGAGGGCAGGGGAAGUUGGAUGGGGCUGAUUGGCGGGAUCCUGAGUGGGAGCUUGUUGAAGGGGCCAGGUGACGGUGAUGGGGAGGACGGUAGUGAUAAGGGCCGGGGGAAAUCACUCGAUCGAAGUCAAGAUCGUGAUCGUUCUCGUGAUCGCGAUAGAAGCCGGGACGAUAGGGAUGAGGACAGGCGGAGGCGAAGGAGGGACGAUGAUAGAGACGAGGAUAGACGGAGGCGUAGGAGGGAUGAUGACAACGGGGAGAGCAGUAGUCGUAGGCCGCGGGAGGAUGUCGAGAGGGGUGAGAGUAGUAGUCGGAGACGACGAGAGGAUGAGAGGGGCGAGAGCAGUAGACAUGCAGAGGAUAGGCGGACUCGUGGGCGGGAGAGGGACGAUUACGACGACGACGAUGAUGAACACUAUUAUGAGGAUAGGAAACGGAGGAGUCGUGGGAGGGAGGAUCGGUACGAGAGGGGUGUGGGGAGGUCACAGACUUGGGGAUGA